This is a messenger RNA of Dibothriocephalus latus, 210 nucleotides long. NCBI's taxonomy places the organism in Eukaryota, Metazoa, Platyhelminthes, Cestoda, Diphyllobothriidea, Diphyllobothriidae. The record is from the annotation of a GenBank genome assembly.
AUGAGGGAGCGUCUUCUGCCUACAGCGGUGAUUGUGGGAGCGCUGUUGGAGUACGAGCCAAUCGCCAACCUGAGUUGCCAAGCCUUCUCUAUUGGUGGCCAGCAGCACCUCAAGUUCACACGGCAGGGCACCUGGCAGAGUCGCCGUCCUCACCAUCAACGGCUCAUGAAAACCCUCGAGGAGCUGCAUGACCUCUUAACGGGUAAGUGA